Molecule: messenger RNA, 1878 nt
Organism: Phytophthora sojae
Lineage: Eukaryota; Oomycota; Peronosporomycetes; Peronosporales; Peronosporaceae
Exons: 2
Source: RefSeq, a predicted model, not a curated record
AUGGACGCCACGCCGGGGACGCUCAAGCGCACGGGGCGGCCGGUGCACCCUCUGUGGGCGCACUUCCACCGCGGAGAGAAGCGUAACCGGUACCACUACCACGCGUACUGCUCGUACUGCGUGGCUCGCCAUGGCGCGGACCAGGUGCCGCCCACCCGCGGCGUGUCCUCGGACAUGCUCCGACACCUGGAGAGCUGUCCCAAUUGCCCUCGGAAGGUGGUGGACUCGGUCAAAGAGCUCUGCGGACGACGCGAGCGCAACGCCCACAACAAGAAGCACCUGAACGCCAACAGUGGCAGCGACUGCAGCAGCCGUCGACUGGAGGACGCCGUGAACGAGGAGGAGGACGACGACCAGGUGCUGCUACUGGAUGCGGUGGCCGUCUCGGCGAGUGCCUCUGCGGCCAUGCACGAGCCGCACCACACGACAGCGGACGACGCUGCGGCGACGGAGGACACUUCGGUGGUUGGCAAGAGGACGGCGAGUGAAGCGCUGGAGGACGCAACGGUGGACAUGUCUCGUCUCAAUCAUGUGGACACUUCAGAGGUGGACAAGAGGACGACGUCCAAGAGUGGAGGCGGGUACUUGGCAAUGCCCACGAAGCGUGGACGCAUGGGCAGCGGUCACGCAGCUGAACAGGAGGACGCGGUGGCGAGGUGGAGGGUGAGCUUGUUGCAGACUGCGGUGGCUGCGGGUAUCCCGCUGUCAGCGUUCCAGAAGAGCGAGUUCCAGGAGCUAUUGCAGGUUCUGAGCCCUGCAAGGGUCGACAGUGACGAGGUGAUCGGCAGUGUGGGUGGCCAAGCGUUUCUCGAGGAGACGGCGGCGAAGCUGGCGCAGAGUCAACUGGACCGCGUGAAGGAAGGCAUGCUGAACUCGACGAUUAAGAGUGGACUCACGCUGAGCAUUACGGUCUGGCAUACUCUCGACCUGCAGAAUUUAGUGGCGUUCACGCUCGUUAAUUCAAACGGAGACGCUGCGUGUGUCCGCGUAGAGGAUCUAGGAGGACAAAUCCCACAGCUUAACCCGACUGGCGACGAGAACGACAGCCCGUCUUUAAUGGCGCAGUUGCUUCCGCUAGCUGACGCCAUUGAAGACGUUUUACAGGAGCUGAACAACAAGAACAUUUGCAUCAUGGGGAUCGUGGCCGACUCGGCCGAGGCGCUCAGUGCAGCGAAGAGGGUCUGUCGCAGUGAAAAAUGGCGCUCUCUCCUGGUGGUUCCCUGUAUGUCUGCGCUGCUGACGUCGCUGGUUGGCAGCGUUCUUACGCACGAGGCUUACUGCGAUGCUGUUGGACAGCUUGUGGAGCUGGCGGCCUAUUUCUCCAAUGCGCGGUUGCAGGCAUCACUGCGCGCCAUGUCCGGGGAAGAUGAUGCUCGAAUCCCUCUUCCGACAAGAGAACACUGGUUUUCGUUCGUGGUUUGCCUCACCAAGGCUCUUCACUACAGCGACGCUAUCACCGCGUUGUGCUCAAGUCAAGAUGAGAGAGGUUCCCCUUUGGCUCCGUUGGCACUUCGCGAACUUGUGCUUCGUGGCGAUGCCCGGCUCUGGAAAACUUUACGAGAACUGGCGGUGCUGUUGGCCCCAUUGCGAGAGGCGUAUAGUCUCGUGUUCCAGGCAAAGCCGAAGCUGGGCGAGAUCAGUAGUGCUUACGACAACGAUGACGAGUGUGCGACCACAGUGCAUGCGGGGCUCACUUUGGCUCAUGUCAUGUACCAGCUCGGCCGCAUGAGCCAACAGUAUGCCGCCUUGGCGGAAUCUGCCGAUAUGUCUUCGUCAUCAACUAGCAACGGUGAGAAUACGGCGGUAGUGGCUCAGCGACUGCACGAGCUGUUGGACGUGAUGUGGCAGCGAUAUGAUCUCCCGACGAUGGUACUUGCC